Didymella exigua CBS 183.55 is the source of this 2793-nucleotide messenger RNA. Its product is annotated as CRO1 protein. The record is from RefSeq and is a predicted model, not a curated record. The transcript has a single exon. Lineage: Eukaryota; Fungi; Ascomycota; Dothideomycetes; Pleosporales; Didymellaceae. Bases 39 to 2498 code for a protein of 819 amino acids.
CUCGAACAUCAAUUUUCUUCCCAACUAUCGUUACAACCAUGUCUUCCAUCUCCGAGGAGGAGAGAGCACUGCAGCUUGCGCAGGACGCAAGUGAAAGCCUGGCGUCUGGCGACUUAGCAGCGGCAGCACGGAAGUUACGUGAGGCUACGAGCAUCGCACAGAACAAUGCGCAGAUCAAAGAAGCGUGGGAGAAGCUGCGGCAAGAGGAGGACAAAAGCGAGUUCCUGUCGAUUUGCAAAGUCUGGGUGCAAAGCAAGGAUGAAGCUGAUGGCGAGCGUGCGCUAAAGGCGCUGAAAGAGCGGCCAUUGAAGCAGGAAGAGGCGGAGCAAGCAAUGCAAAUCCUCAAUGACUUCAAAGACGAAGAUGAUAUCCUGGACCAAGUUACCGGCGAGCUGCUGAAAAGUACCGGUGCGCAGAUGUGGCUUGCACAGGCUAUGCGAGAGCGGCCUACACGAACCUACUAUGAGCUGUUCCCGCGCGGAGACGAUUCUAUUGAUGGUCUACUCAAAGUCCUGCUCAUCCGCAACCUCUGGCCUGACGAUGCCACCUUCAAGGAGAGCCAUCGAGAUGUCUUCCAGCUAAGCCUAGCCAUGCUCAUGGAGGAGGCGCUCGAUCAUCCAGAACGCGCCAUGAGAGGUGUCGCGCAGCUACUAGCCCACCAUGCGAACCAUCUCCAAAACAUCAUUGACGCUGAUAGUUUUGAUGUCAUUCUUGCUUCUCUUGACAUUCGGCUGCCGAAGACUCUUCGAGACCAAGCCACUCUUGCCAGCAUCAAGCUGUUCGAACUGAGCCCAGAUACCGCGAAAGAGUUGAUUUCGAAGUUUGUCACACAACGGGUAGAGAAAGGCGAUGCAGAUAAUCUAGUCAUUGCAUUCUCAGCAGCUACGGCUAUCUUUCCGAUUGCGGUCGAAGCUGCGGCCGCUCUUUUCCUCACAGAAGGCUUUGUCGGCACGCUGGUGCCUUUGGUCGAAAAGAAGAAAUCCCACAAGCUGAUCCAGGUAACACUCGAUCUGCUCAGCGCGGCAUGUGUAGACAAGAAAUGUCGAGAAGCCGUCAAUCUGCACUGCAGAGACUGGCUGGACAUGAUUGCAGAUAGCACGGACAAGGGACGUGCUACUCUCGCUGGUCUCAUCCUCAUCAAGCUAGGUGAUGAAGAACCUCCUUCUACGGAUAACCCUCAGGUCAAGACCCCUGCAAAGGUCGACCAGAGCGACUUGCUCGCAAGUUUCAAGUCUAUGGUCAUCAGUGCCGAUGCCGCUAGCACCAAACAGAACUCUGUCGAAGCCCUGGCCUACGCGUCACUCCAAGCACAUUUUCGCGAAGACCUGUCAGCCGAUCGACGUUUUCUCGAGCGGCUCCUUGAGACAAUGAGCGCUCCAUCAGCACCAGGAAGCAUCAUCUUUGGCGGACUGACCAUCUUCGCCAACAUCACAGCCUUCCUACCCAUUCAAUCAGACGAGGAUCGCAGAUUAGCUCAGCUGAAAGCAUACGCCAAUGUUCAGAAGCCGUCCGAGCCUCAGGAACUGCUCGACAACGAGCAUGCUAUCGCAAGGUGUACACGACUCCUCCAGGCCGGCAUCGUCCCCCUGUUACUCCAGCUCAGCAAAAAGCCCACACCAAACAUACUAGCACAGACUAGUCAGAUUCUCUUAAACCUGAGCAACGACAAAGUCAGCAGAGGCUUGAUGACACAGCAAGGCGCUGUUAAACUGCUCAUCGCUAUCUGGGAACACGUGGCCGCAACGGCAGCAUCAUCAAAGACAAGCACGACACCGGUCCCACUUACAGCACAGCCAGCCGCUGCCCAAGCCCUCUCCCGCCUCCUCAUCAGCGUUAAUCCAAGUCACGCUUUCACAAUCUCUCUUCCAGCGACAUCCGCGAUCCGCCCCCUCCAGAGCCAACUCCUCCGCACCGAGUCCUCCAUCUGGCAACUUCACGCCUUCGAAGCGCUGCUCGCGCUCACGAACCUCGCCUCGCUCGACCAAACAACCCAAACACAGAUCAUCCGCACGGCAUUCGAUACCGUAGUUGACGACCUGCUGCUCAGCAACAACAAUCUCCUCCGCCGCGCGGCGGCGCAAUUAGUCUGCAACCUGAUGGGCUCGCCGUACUGCAUCGAGAAGUUCGCCGAUGGCAGCCCCCGCGCAAAACACCGCCUCCACCUCCUCCUCGCCAUGACGGAUGUUGACGAUGCGCCGACGCGGAGUGCGGCUGGCGGCGCGCUGGCGACGCUAUUGACGUGCGGAGAGAUCACGGUGGGCCCAUUUUUGCAGCAGGAGAAGGGCGUUGAGUUCUUGCUUGGGCUGGCGGAUGAUGAGGAUGAGGAGCUGAGGCAUAGGGGUGUCGUGUGCUUGCAUAGUGUUGCGGAGGUGGAGAAGGGCUUGCAGGCCGUACGGGAGCAGGGAGGUGUGGAGGCUGUGGAGAGAGCAAUGGGGGAGGCGAAGAGUCCGGUGGUCGUGGAGGCUUGCAGGGACGCGUUGGUUGUCUUGAAGUCCUAGAGAAUGGAGCCUCCUCAAGAUGCUUGCAAGGUGAUAUGUAGACGAGGGACGGUCUAGCCGCGUUUCCACAUCUCGAACCGAGGAAACCUUCUUCAUGGAAGCCCAUGUGUGUACCUUACGGCCUUGUAAAGCGCCCAUCACGAGUCUCGGCUUCAAAUUGGUCGACCAGCGACUGGGCAUAGAGUCUACGUACGCACGAGCAAAUUUGUUCUCAACGAAAGCUAUCCCAUGAGAGGUCAUGUCACAAUUCACGUGCAAGAUUACAGGAACGCGCGAUGACUGUCGCAGAUCCGAG